Molecule: messenger RNA, 369 nt
Organism: Baudoinia panamericana UAMH 10762
Lineage: Eukaryota; Fungi; Ascomycota; Dothideomycetes; Mycosphaerellales; Teratosphaeriaceae
Exons: 1
Coding region: 1-369 (122 amino acids)
Biological process (GO): DNA repair
Molecular function (GO): methylated-DNA-[protein]-cysteine S-methyltransferase activity
Source: RefSeq, a predicted model, not a curated record
AUGGACGUCCAGCUGAAGCGCAUCACGGAGUCGACGAUCACGCCCUUCCGUAAGCUAACUCUCAACAUGCUCUGCCAGAUACCACGUGGCCGCUACAGUACGUAUCAGGCUAUGUCGGACCACAUCACCAAGACAUCGCACAAGACGUGUGCUCGGGCUGUCGGAAAUGCAAUGCGUCACAACCCCUUCGCACCGGAAGUGCCUUGUCACCGCAUCUUGGCCGCUGACGGCUCGCUUGGCGGCUUCAACGGUGAUUGGGGGGAGCAAGGAAAGUUUGCCAGUCAGAAACACAAGCUGUUGUACGAAGAAGGCGUACGGUUCGACUCAAGAGGUAAGGUCAAGGGCCCGGUGUUCCGGGAAUUCAAGUGA